Molecule: messenger RNA, 2094 nt
Organism: Lachancea meyersii CBS 8951
Lineage: Eukaryota; Fungi; Ascomycota; Saccharomycetes; Saccharomycetales; Saccharomycetaceae
Source: the annotation of a GenBank genome assembly
AUGUCUGCAGCGCCACUUCAGAUUGUCAACGAGCGACAACUAAACACGCGCACAAACAAUGUAUACACGCCCACGAAGCACACAGGAGGAAAAGAAAACCUGCAUCAGAGCAGCAACAAGCGUCCCGACCAUCACCAUGAUCAACACAAACAGCCGGCCCCGAAGAAAAAGAAAGAAAAGCUUUCCGCUCUCUGCAAGACACCCCCAUCGCUGAUCAAAACGAGAGGAAGAGACUACCACAGGGGUCAUUUUCUCGGCGAGGGAGGAUUCGCAAGAUGUUUUCAGAUCAAGGAUGACAGCGGUAAGAUAUUUGCCGCUAAGACGGUCGCCAAAAUCUCAAUCAAAUCAGAAAAAACUCGUAAAAAGCUUCUUUCUGAGAUCCAAAUUCACAAGAGCAUGCGACACUUUAACAUUGUGCAGUUUGUCGACUGCUUUGAGGAUGAUACCAAUGUGUACAUACUGUUAGAGAUCUGCCCUAACGGCUCGCUGAUGGACCUCUUGAAAGCCAGAAAGGUGCUUACCGAACCAGAAGUACGCUUCUUCACUACCCAGAUAGUAGGCGCCGUCAAAUAUAUGCAUAGCAGAAGGGUGAUCCACCGAGAUUUAAAGCUGGGGAACAUUUUCUUCGACAGCAACUACAACUUGAAAAUUGGUGAUUUUGGACUAGCCGCCGUGUUGGCCAACGAUAGAGAGCGGAAAUUCACAGUGUGCGGUACGCCGAACUACAUAGCGCCCGAGGUCCUCACCGGCAAACAUACAGGGCAUUCAUAUGAGGUGGACAUUUGGUCUUGCGGUGUGAUGAUUUACGCUUUGCUCGUGGGUAAACCACCCUUCCAAGCGAAGGAAGUUAACAUCAUAUAUGAGCGCAUCAAAUGCUGUGACUACUUUUUCCCCAAAGACAAGUUCAUCUCUCCAGAGGCUAUGAUAUUAAUCAAAGACAUACUGUCAAUAGAUCCAUUGGAAAGGCCGUCUUUAGACGAGAUUAUGGAUUAUGUGUGGUUCAGAGGCCUAUUUCCACCAAGAAUUGACCCCGAAAGUCUAGCUUCUGGGCCUAAUUAUGACUACUUGGAUAUGGCCCAAUCGAACACCAACUUUAAAGCCUGCAUGACGCGGUCAGGAUUGGUGUCCGGGUCCUCAUCCUCGACUAAAGACCCCAUAAAACUUGUGAAGAACGACUUGGACCAGGAAAGGAGUAGAACAAUCUUACCGCAGUCUUUGUCGCCAGGCGGAACUAAAAACAAGUAUCAGGAAGUCGUGGAUCUUGACGCUCAAAAGAAGCUGAACGAUCUAGCACGCGAAGCAAGAAUCAGAAGGGCGCAACAAGCGACUCUCAAAAGGGAUCUGGUAGCCACUUCUACCAAUGCUAUCAAGUCCGAAAUCUCCUUGAGAAUUUUGGCAAGUGAAUGUCAUUUGACUCUUAAUGGAAUCCUUGAGGCAGAAGCUCAGAAACGCAUGGGUGGGCUGCCCAAGUCGAGACUGCCGAAACUCAAAAAUCCAAUCGUAGUAACAAAAUGGGUGGAUUACUCGAACAAACAUGGCUUCUCGUAUCAACUAUCAACGGACGACAUUGGCGUACUCUUCAAUAACGGUACCACGGUACUAAGGCUUGCAGAUGCAGAAGAGUUUUGGUACAUUAGCUAUGACGAUAGAGAAGGCUGGGUGGCAAGCCACUAUAACUUGCCAGAUAGACCUCACGAGCUGGCACGACAUCUAGAGGUGGUGGACUUUUUUUCGAAAUACAUGAAGGCGAAUUUGAGCAGGAUCUCGACUUUCGUUCGCGAAGAAUAUCACAAAGAUGAUGUUUUCCUUCGAAGAUACACCCGUUAUAAGCAGUAUGUGAUGUUUGAACUCAGUGACGGUACGUUCCAGUUCAACUUCAAGGACCACCACAAGUUCGCCAUUUCGGAAGGUGGCUCUCUAAUCACUUAUAUCUCGCCCGACCGCGAAAGCUCCACCUACCCCACCGUGGAGCUCCUGAAGGCUGGCGAAAUGCCCGAGCACCCCGACAUCGAUUUUACCGAUAAGCUUUUCAUGAUGAAAGAAGGUCUCAAGCAGAAAGCUGCGAUUGUUUCCACAGCGCAGCCGCAAAUAUAA